Messenger RNA from Haliaeetus leucocephalus (bald eagle), 2286 nucleotides. It is a transcript of the gene GPR156, whose product is annotated as G protein-coupled receptor 156. The record is from RefSeq and is a predicted model, not a curated record. Gene Ontology annotation, biological process: gamma-aminobutyric acid signaling pathway; G protein-coupled receptor signaling pathway. Lineage: Eukaryota; Metazoa; Chordata; Aves; Accipitriformes; Accipitridae. The transcript is spliced from 9 exons. Gene Ontology annotation, cellular component: G protein-coupled receptor heterodimeric complex; membrane. The coding region runs from base 1 to 2286 and encodes 761 amino acids. Gene Ontology annotation, molecular function: G protein-coupled GABA receptor activity.
AUGGAGCCGGGAUUCAACUGCUCUGAGCUCUGCGAUGGCAGCUCCAGUUUUGGCAGCCAGGAGCAGCAGCGGCGGGCGCUGCAGGAGCUCUGCACGGUCACGGUGACAUCUUCUGACCGCAGUGGGAAGAGCUCCCCGUCCUUCUCUGCUGCUCUUCUGGGAGUUGUGUGGACCUUCCUGACCGGAGGAGUCCUGCUGGCGCUCUUCUUCCUUGUCUUCACCAUUCGCUUCAGGAAAAACAGGAUCGUGAAGAUGUCCAGCCCCAAUCUGAACAUUGUGACCCUGCUGGGCAGUGGCUUGACUUACACUAGUGCUUACCUCUUUGGGAUUCCGGAGCAGAGCCUGCUGUCCGGAGACUCGGUGGAAAAGCUUAUUCAGGUUCGUCUCUGCCUGCUCUGCGUGGGAACCUCCUUGGUGUUUGGCCCCGUCCUGGGAAAAAGCUGGCGGCUCUACAAGGUGUUCACCCAGCGGGUGCCGGACAAGCGGGUGAUUAUCAAAGACCUCCAGUUGCUGGCGAUGGUGGCAGCGUUGGUGCUGGCGGACGCCGUGUUGCUCUUGACGUGGGUAUUCUCUGAUCCAGUCCAAUGCUUCCGAAGCCUCAGCAUCUCACUGCGGGCGACAGAGAAAGGCAUGACCUGCUCCGUCAGCCGGGUGCAGUCCUGCGGAUCUCUCUAUUCCGAUCUGUGGCUCGUUCUCAUUUUAGGGUUUAAGAGUAUCCUUCUGCUGUAUGGGACCUACUUGGCCGGUCUGACGGACAACGUCAGCUCCCCGCCAGUCAACCAGUCCUUGACGCUCAUCGUCGGGGUCAACCUCGUUUUCCUGGCUGCUGGCACCAUCUGCUUAGUUCACCGUUUCUUCCGCGCUUGGCACAACCUGCUGUUUGGUUUUACCUCCGGAGGCAUCUUCGUGUGUACAACCACGAUCAACUGCUUCAUCUUUGUCCCACAGCUCAAGCAGUGGAAAGCCUUUGAAGAAGAAAGCCAAACCGUGAGCCACAUGGCGAAGUAUUUCACCAGCCCGAGCAAGAGCUGCCGCUCGGUGUACAGCGAGGAGCAGCUCUACCAGCUGAUAGGGGAGAAAAACUCCAUGAAGCGGCUGCUCACCGAGAAAAACGCCGUGAUCGAAAGCCUGCAGGAGCAAGUGAGCAGUGCCAAGGAGAAGCUGAUGAGGCUGAUGUCUGCAGAGAGCGGCUGCGACCCCCUCGCGCCGCCGCCAGCUCCCCGCACCUGGAGCUCAGGACGGCGCGGGGAUGGACCGGGGGACCGCUGUCCCCCGGAUCCGGAGCGGGAUGGGUUGCAGCCUCCCUGCUUGCCGGAUACACCGCGUCUUCGCAGCGAUGCUCGGGACCUCCAGAACAACGCCAGCCGCGAGCCCGUUUGCUCUCAGGUGCUGGUUUUUGAGACGGGGGACGGCAUCGAACGUGGCCUGAAAGAUGUCCAGGAGUGCGGGACACCCGCGGGGCAGGGGCAGCCUCCGGAGCAGCUGCCGGGCCAGGACAUCUCAUCUGGCGUGGCCUGGGAGACGUCCCCCAAAGUCAGCUACGUCAGCAGCGAGAAGCUGCGGGAAAUCUUGCAAGAGCUGAGCCUGGAUGGCAAAGCCUAUAGCCCGGCUUUACCUGGGGGAUCCCCGCUUGGCAGCCCCCCAGGUGAGCAGGGAGGAACGUGGGGGGGCCGGGAAGGCUACCUGGGCAUCCGCACGCCCCUCAGCCCCUACCUGGCAAGGCGGCGGCGGCGGAUCCCGCUGCCCGCUGCUUCCACCCGCUUCCACGGACACGUCUCCCCUCGUGCCGGCCGCGGGGUGAAGGAGGCAGGCGGCUGGGGCGGUGGGGAAUCGCCACGGAUCUCCCUGGGGAGGGAAGGGGAGAUGGCUGGCGGAGGGCUCCUUCACCCGCCAGCACCGUCCCCUCUAGCCGUCCCUGGGGAGCUCUGCCUCCAGCCGGAGGGAUGGCCAGGAUGGCCAGAAUCUCGGGAUGCUUCACCGUGCAUCCCGCGGGAACAGCGGCGGCGGUGGCGGGGCCCCCCGGGGGGCCCCGCCGAGCCCUCCCUGCGCUCGCUGUACUAUUACCCGGACUCGGACUCCAGCAGCAGCAGCUCUGAGGAGAUGUUUCACGGCUGCCACCGGCCCUGCUGCGAGGUCUGCUUCCAGAGCCCACGCGGCUCCCUGGGAAGCAGCAGCACAGACACGGACACAGAGCCCAGCGGUCGCGCGGGCCCCCGGACAGAGCAGCACGGCGGGCCCCAGCCCGUGGUGAAUUUCAAAGAAGAUCUGAAACCCACCUUUGUGUGA